Molecule: messenger RNA, 2258 nt
Organism: Hemicordylus capensis (graceful crag lizard)
Lineage: Eukaryota; Metazoa; Chordata; Lepidosauria; Squamata; Cordylidae
Product: rRNA methyltransferase 1, mitochondrial-like
Exons: 6
Coding region: 89-1390 (433 amino acids)
Biological process (GO): rRNA methylation
Cellular component (GO): mitochondrion
Molecular function (GO): RNA methyltransferase activity; RNA binding
Source: RefSeq, a predicted model, not a curated record
GCCUCUGGGCGCGAGCAGAGUGCCGGGACUAGCGGGAGAGUCUCAGAGGGGCUGCUUUGUCCUCCAUGCGAGCAGCCUGUCUACAUGCAUGCAUGCCAGGCAGGCAGGCAGCCCACCGGUGAAGCGCUGGCGAGGAGAGGCGGCAGGCAAACAGUACUCAAGGGCCGCAAGUGGCAAGAUGGAGUCUCUCCCGGCCUUUCUGGGGAGCCUGCGGCAUUCUGUGAGGUCCUCUUUUGUUGCUGGCAGCCUCAGCCAUUUCCAGCUCCGGCGGCGUCUUGCCACGUGGGGGAAGCCACUGCCCCCCGAGAACGAGCCCUCCAGCAAGGCUGGGCGCAAAACAGUUCCUCCCCCACCGCUCGGCUGUGGGCUUGGACCAGCCAAAGACGAGACGGCCGGCUGCCUGCGUGUGCAGCCACGAGAGAUUCGCCGAAGCGGCAAGGAGAUCCCGCGUCGGAACGAGCCCUGGCGGAACCGCCACGCAGCCGUGGAGCCCUCCCACGAGGAGGAACUCAGGAACUUGAGGAACGAUGACUUCCCCCAACUGAAGGCCGGAUCCCGGCAGCCCCGGCCUCCCCCCGUGGAAAGGACCCGAGGCUGCGAGGUCUUGUUUGGGGCGGCCCCCUGCUCCUUGGCGCUGGCCAGGGCCAAAAGGAGCUUUGGCAGGCUGUUUCUCAAGGCCCGCCGCAACAGCCCGCCACCCGCCGUGGAAGGAUUCGCCCGGCGGGCCGCGGAGCUGGGGAUUCCCGUGCAGCAGGUCCACAGGAAGGUGCUGGAUGCCCUUUGCAAGGGUGGGGUCCACCAAGGGGUGUGCCUGGAGGCCACGGCCCUCCACCCGACAGACUGGCGGGAGAGGCCCGCCCCGGAGGCCGAGGAGACUGCUGCUUACCGGGGGUCGCAGCUCCUCUGGCUGGCCCUGGAGGGGAUACAAGACCCCAUGAACUUGGGGGCCGUUCUGCGCUCUGCGCACUUCUUGGGGGUCCACGGGAUCGUGAUGAGCCAGAGGAACAGCUGCUCCCUGACGCCCGUGGUCAGCAAAGCCAGCUCGGGAGCCUUGGAAGUUCUGGACGUCUUCAGCACCGGCGAUCUCCCGGGCCUGCUCCAGGAAAAAUCCGAUCAAGGCUGGGAAGUCCUGGGGACAGCCGGCCCCGCGAAGGCCCAGGGCGACCCCCCCUUGGUGAGCUGCUUAGAUUUCCGCUGGACGAGACCCACCAUCUUGUUACUUGGAAAUGAAGGAGUUGGGCUGUCUCCCGAGACCCGGCGCUGGUGCCAGAAAAUGCUGACCAUCUCCCCCGGAAGAGAACUGCCCCCUGGGAUCGAAUCGCUGAAUGUGUCGGUGGCUGCUGGGAUCCUUUUGCACGCCAUCUGCAGCCAAAAAGUGACCGCGCUGUGAAGUUUUCAUUUCUACGGGACGGCGGGGGAAGGAAAGAACCAGCUUGCCUGGGAACCGAAAAGACAUUCCCGAGAAGAGGCGGGGCUUCCUUUGGCCCGCAGGAGGACUUCCUGGCCGUGGGCCAGGCCUGGUCACUUGGGCGGGCGCCAGGACAUGCUUCUGGGUUGCCUGCCAGAGGGCCCCUGCUUUCUCUGCCUGCUAAGUGACACUUUGGCGAUGAAGCUUCACCCGCGAAAGGAGCUGCAGGGGGCUCCUUCCUGGCGGAAAUGGGCCCCAGAAAUCUUCUCGGGGCGGGGGGAGCAGGGCCAGGCGGUGGUUGGGGACACGGAGGUAAGGUUGACGAGAAGCGAAGCAGAGGUUCCUGCAAGAGGUUGCCACCAUCCCAGGGACUGAACCCUAACCUCACCAAGAGAUGGGGAUUUAAAAACCCAACACCCAAGCUGCAUCCAACGCUUGCUUUUCUUCUUGGCAUCCAGAACUGUCUCUCUGUCUGGGAUGGGCGUGCGCCUCUUUGGCGUCCCAUUCAAGGAGCCAGUUCGACUGCGGGGGUGGGGGUGGCUUGAAGGUGCAGGGGGGGGGGUUUCUUCCCUCCCCCGCCGCGCUUUCCCCCUCCGGGGGCUGCUUUAAGGAAUGCUGGCGCAGGGCGGCUGUAUACCCUCUUGCCGCCCCAGUCAGCGUGAAACCGGAAGUGACGGGCAUCCCGAAAGAUCAGGACCGGGUGGCAGCAUUUAAAGCUGGCUCAAGGUUGGCUGGUGGUUUCCGAGAGAAAUGGGAAUGCAGUCUGGGUACUGUGUGCCCACGCCUCGGUGCAGGGUGCCACCCUCUCUGUGGCAACCCUGGAUUUAAUAAACGUGACUCUCUUGCUGGA